AUGACAGACGCGUAUGCUGAUCAUCAGCCGGCUCCUCUCGCCCUCUACGCUGGCCCACCACCACCCACCUUCGCGACCGCCUCGCCUCCACUCGAACCCACCGUUGAGGACGAAGAGUCAUCCACGAUAAAAUGCAUCUGCGGAUACUCAGAUGACGACGGCAACACAGUCUUGUGCGAGAAGUGCGAUACGUGGCAGCACAUCGUGUGUUACUACGAGUCUGCCCAACACGUCCCCGACGUACACGAGUGCGCCGACUGCCUUCCCAGAGCUAUCGACGCAAAAAGCGCUUCCGAGAAGCAACGCAUCCGAAGGGAAGUACACAGCAUCGGCGAGCGCAAGGGCAGACCGAAAGCCUCCGCCAAGAACCCCAAGAAGCGAAACAAGGACGCCCAUGGCCCUGGACAACCCAAUGGGUGGCCAGUGCAAACCAAUGGGGACCUGCACUAUACCCCCGACCGCAAAAGUGGUAGCCCACGAGAUCAGCCACCGCCAAAUAAGCGUCCAAAGACAAACCAUCGUCCAUCGGGUUCUGUAGGCGUCGUUAGUCAAGCGCCAGCUCUCGUGCCAACAUCACGGAAACGAGGCGCUUCAGUUAUGCUCAAUGGCCACAGUCCUAUGAAGUCACCCACUAACCCAGAGGCUUCUACCGAGGAUUACUCAACCGAGUUCAUACAUCUCUAUCGGCAACAAGAACCACCCUCCGCUGAGUCCAACUCUUACACCCGAAUCGAUGUCGCAAACGACAUUGCUAUGUGGCUACAAGACCCCGAAGCACUGGCCGAAGCAAGCGGAGGCAAGAAGCCACAGGACAUCUUCUCACGCAUUGACAUGACCAUCCAGGAACUCGAAACAACAACUGCGCCAGAGAUUGUGAAACAGACAGAUGUCGACUCGGGUGUACUAGCGCAUGGUCUGCACCCACAAUGGCACUUCAUUACCGCCGAGACUCCGGUACCAGAUGGUGGCUAUGUUGGAGAGCUCAAAGGUCUCAUCGGUCGAAAGGCAGAUUACUACUCCGAUGCAUCCAACAGAUGGGACUUGCUGCGACAUCCUGAACCCUUCGUCUUCUUCCCACCCCAUCUGCCAAUAUACAUCGACACACGGCGAGAAGGCAACAUCCUCCGAUACGCCCGGAGAAGUUGCAACCCCAACAUGUCUAUGAAGAUCUUGAUUGACUCCAGCAACGACUACCACUUCUCUUUCCUAGCGACGCGCGAGAUCAGCCCCGGCGAAGAACUCACAGUCGGCUGGGAUAUCGAUUCUGAGGUCAAGAAACAGCUUCUCAGGGUCGUAACCAACGGUGCCAAAGAAGGGUUUAGGAGGAUACAACCGUGGGUGUCUUGUGUCUUGGCCAACUUUGGAGGCUGCGCUUGCGAUACAUCCAGCGGCAACGAGUGCCUCUUGGAACGCGCUCGUCGCAAUACGAUUACAGAGCCGGCUACACUGAAGACCAAGGGCAAGAAGGUCAAAAAGUCACAGAUCUCUCCAAUGAGUACAGGCCACGCAACCAACAGCCGUGCUGGUAGCGAAACAGUCAACCGCGAGGCUGUCGACGAAGAUCAAAUGGACGCUCGCUCUACGUCUGGCUCACACAAAUCCAGCAGUCGUGACAUCACACCAGCAACUCACUUCUCAUUGGAAGGCGACAAACUUUCCGAGCGCGAAAAGAGAAAGAUCCAGCACCAAGAACUCCUGUUCCAGAAGCUUGAUCACGAUGAGCACAAAGGCAAAAGGAAACGGACUAGUGCUGGAUCGAACCUGAACACGCCGAGCAUCUCUUCCUCGAGACGACUCGGACACCCCGAACCUUCGCCGUCGGCACGGCACCGCGAACACAGUCACGGUGUAGCACGUAAAACGUCAGGUAGCUCUACAAAGACAAAUGGCCGUCCUCCACCCCGUCCGAAGCCUGUCUAUGUCGAUGCGUCGACGCAAACGAUGGAAGACAACGCAAAAUCCCAGAUCUGCAUCAAGCCACGCCAAAUGAAACCACCACUUUCAUUCAAGCGUAAGCUUUUGCAGCAAGCGCAAGAAGACAAGUUGCAGCGCGAGCGAAUGCGGUCGACGUCCGUUAAAGUGGAGGCCAAAUCACCAGCUUUGAAGGACGUAUCGUCGAACAAGCCGUCGCCGCUGCCCCCAUCUCCACCGCUCGAGGAGCCCACAGCGAUGGACAUUUCUACCGACCCCGUACCCGAUACAAGACACAAAGAGCUCACACCAGCAAAGGAGCCUACACCGCAGCCUACGGUCGACGUGGAGAUGACCGAACCCGAGGACACAAGUCCCAAGGCCUCCGACCCAAAACAAGAGGAAGCACCUGAGAUGACUGCACCAGAGCCUCCCAAGGAAGCUCCACAACCAUCGAUACAACCGCCCGAUCCUCCGUGGUCAGCUUCGACGCCCGCUGAACCAUCGCCCAAGUCCACCACCGGUCUCACACCAAAGACUGCAGACCUACACGUCGAAAUGCCCUCGAAGCUUGAUUUUGGCAACACUAGCAGCAACCGCGCCGUUACACCUGGAUCGACUUCGUCUGUUCUCAACGAGAGCGCAGUCGCGCAAUCACCAGGCAUCUCAAUGAUUGCAUCGCCUUUCUCGCCUGCCGUUAACAACGCCGUCAAGCCUGCGCCGGCACGCAAGAAGCUCAGUCUAAGUGACUACACCAACCGCAACCGAAAAACCAAGCUGGCGCAAACGCAGUCGACUGGCUCGAACGCUACCCCUCCACUGGCCCAAUCGCAAUCAACCAGCUCACCCACGUUAUCGACGGCUAGCCUGCCCAAUACCAACUCACCACCACCCAAGGCUGUCGAACCGAUCCUCCCACCAGUUGCCGAGGAGGCGAAGCCGUCUGAGGUAUCCGUCGCGCCUACUAUGACGACUACCUCCACUUCGACAUGA
Molecule: messenger RNA, 2904 nt
Organism: Alternaria ethzedia
Lineage: Eukaryota; Fungi; Ascomycota; Dothideomycetes; Pleosporales; Pleosporaceae
Exons: 3
Coding region: 1-2904 (967 amino acids)
Molecular function (GO): protein binding
Source: RefSeq, a predicted model, not a curated record